GGCGCUGCUCAGUCCCUAGUUUGUUCAAGCCUGAAAGCACCUCCGCCAUCCGAGCUUUCUUUAUGUCGGCUCUCUCGAUUCCCUCCUAUCACAUACUUGAAACAGUCCUCCUCCCCCUCGGAAUCCCUGCACAUACAAUGGAUCUUUAUCCGUGACUCUGUCGGAUAUACACCACUGCUCUACGUUAUCAACCUUUCGAAAUCACCGCAAUAAUGACUACUCUCUGAGGGACAUGCAACCUUCCUGAACUUUCCCAUUCUUCUAUCUGAGCAGUACAUAUAACAAGCCGGCCACCAGACCAUCUCUCAAUGCCGGAGCAGGCACAUUCACCCCCUGCCCAAGGAUGGACAGAGGCCAGACAUUCAUCCUCAUCCUCGACUUCGUCGUCUCUCAAGCGUCGGCAAGAGGACGGCGGAUCUCCGGAAGGCUCGCAGAGUGCGCUCAACGACCUAUCGCGAGGCGGAUUUCCGAUCUACAACAAAAAGCGGAAGAAUACUACGCGUGCGUGCGAUGCGUGUAAAAAGAGGAAAGUGAAAUGCGACGGAAUGCAGCCAUGUGAACGAUGCGUUAAAGGUGGAGGCGACUGUACCUAUAACGUGAAGUACACCAGAGGUGUCUUUGUCGCCCCUCUACGGAACGAAAACCUCCAGCACGAAUUGUCCUCUCCCGCGCAGUCGUCGCAACUCGCGCGUUUGAUGGACGCCGUUGCCGCAGUAUCCAAAACCGAGAUUCCUGCUAUGCUAGCCGAUAUAAGCAAGCUCGAUAAAGCAUUGAACAAUGACAAUGACGCUCAGCUCUCGCCUUCUUCGGCCCGAGUUUCAGAUGCACAGCCGGCAGAUCAGGAAGACGAAGGCGAGUCGUUCUUAGGCGGAUCUUCUAAUCUCGUGUACUCCCAUUCAGCGAAGGCUCAUCUACUGGACGAGGUCCAAGUACCUGCCUCACCCAGAAACGUACCGGAGCAGAGUCAGCACCGACCAUUGAUCAGCUCCUCAUCCCUAAGGUUCUCGCCAUCCUCCCGCGACCAUUUCUGGUUCGCAGAGAGGCCAGUCGAGGAGGUAGAUGCGAGACUUCUGGCUCUACCAUCGCGAAAGCUUGCACUACAGCUAGUUGAGUGGUAUUUCGACAACUCGAGCCCAACAUAUCGCAUUCUUCAUCGGCCGACUGUCGAGCAUUGGAUCGACUGUGGAUUCUACUCCACGCAGUCCGAGUUUGAUCCAGUAAGCGCCGUCACCACUGAGCCCGUACCUACCACUCGACGUUGCGAGUGUGACGCACACCACCCCAAUCCAUUCGAAGACCGAAGCAUUUGCGCUCUCAUGUUUAGCGUCUGGGCUAUGGGCAGUCGGUUCCCGGUCGGGAUCAAGCCCGGUUCGAAAGAGGGCACGCUUCUGCAAAGACGAGGCGAGCAGUACUUCUCGAUCGCAGAGAAAGAGCUACAGCAGGAGAAAUCGCUAAUCGAUAGACUCACGAGUUUGCAAGCAAAGUUCAUCAUGUGUCAGUACCUGCUCACUACCUCCCGCGUAAAGGCAUCUUGGGAUCUUCUCUCGUCGGUGAAGAACAUGGCAAACAAUCUUGAUCUCAACCGUCGGAAUUUCAGGUUGCCGUCUUCUCCUGCUGAUUCGCUGUACAUUGAACUACGCAAGCGCGCGUUCUGGGCUAUUUAUACACUGGAUACGUACAUGUGUACGAUGAUUGGCAAAUCGCUCAUGUUGUCGGACGAGGAUAUUACCGUCGGACUUCCCGAACCCGUCGGUGACCUUUCUGAAGUCGGCAAGCCAACACAGCUGCAUACCCCGCUCGAACACGCAAAGCUGAGUCGUAUUCUUCGCGUAGCACUGCGCAAGCUAUAUUCAGAUAUCCCUCUGAAAUCAGAAGAGCUCGUCACCGUCACCGGCCAACUAGGCAAGAUGUUGCAGGAUUGGGAAGAUGGAUUGCCGCAAUUGCUGAGAAGGGAAUCAUGAUCUAUCGUCCCUCUCUCAAUUCCGAGACGUCCUCAUCCGAGUCGCUCAGUGAUCAUAUCGCGGAAAAUAUACGGCAGC
Molecule: messenger RNA, 2039 nt
Organism: Myxozyma melibiosi
Lineage: Eukaryota; Fungi; Ascomycota; Lipomycetes; Lipomycetales; Lipomycetaceae
Product: fungal-specific transcription factor domain-containing protein
Exons: 3
Coding region: 309-1961 (550 amino acids)
Biological process (GO): positive regulation of transcription by RNA polymerase II; DNA-templated transcription
Cellular component (GO): nucleus
Molecular function (GO): DNA-binding transcription factor activity, RNA polymerase II-specific; zinc ion binding; sequence-specific DNA binding
Source: RefSeq, a predicted model, not a curated record